UUCUGGCUGUCAGAAGAGUUUUUACAAUUAUUAUUUUUUUAAUCUUCACUUAGAAUUUCCAUUAUGGAGCAAAAGGAAAACGAUGUGAAGAGAGGGGUUGAGACCUUAGACAGGAAUUCCAUCAUUGCAAGAAACCUUUGGGGAGGCUUAGAAGAAGCGGUGACCAUACCCCCACGUGAGGAGGGGGCUUUGCUUCCGGGGACAGAAGCACCUAUUGAGUUAGGAAGAGGAGGGGCAACAGGAGAAAAGGCAGUUACACCACCGGGAGAAAAGGAAUCCGUACUCUCAAAAGAAGCAAACGAAGUCACGAGAAAAGACCAGAUAACACAAACACAAAGCCAACUGGAGCUAUCAGUGGAAGAGCUGUUUCAGCAGGUCCGAGAAAGAGAAAUAAAAUUAUUAUUGAGAGCUGGGUUUCCAGACGCCAAUAGCAAUGAACAAAGCCAAAGCUAUGCCGCAGAAAAACAGACAGCUGUCUAUGGCAAAGAAAAUUCCAGGCUGGUAAAAGAUGAAGAUAGUGCCGAGUCACGCACAAGGCGCAGAUCGCUUUGCUUUCCUUGCUGUAACAGAAACAGAGCUGAAAAUGAUGAGCAAGAAGAAAAGAUCCCCUGUGGACUUGCAGAAAAUAAGACAAUUGACAAUGAAGUGUGCCCUUCAAGCUUUGAAAUGAAUCAGGAGGACAGUAUAGAGUCAUUUACCGGUCCUAUGUACCUGUGUUGCUUCCCCUGUCUCUACAGAAACCGAGCACAAAGAAUUAAAGAAAAAGCCGAAGAAAGGCCUGGAUUAUUCACUCGAAUCAGAAAAUUCUUUUCAAGGACCAAUCAAAGGAGAAGGCAGUGAUCUGAAAUUGCAUGAAACGAACAUUAAAUAUUAUUUAUGAUGAAGAUAUGAAUUUUCGGCACUUAAUCAUGAUGCCAUUUCCAAUAUGAUUAAAAGAUUUGAUGAUAAUCUAGAUCAUGACGAUUGCGUCCUUAUGUCUAGAUUGAUUUGAAAACACUGGGAAUUAAUAUAUUCUUUUCAAAACCAAUUAAGAUCUGCCAUAUUAUACACACUCAAUGUUUAAUUUUGUCAAAAUAAUAAACAUCGCUAUACGUAUAUCACCAUAUAUGAGUAUAAUGAA
Molecule: messenger RNA, 1120 nt
Organism: Saccostrea cuccullata (small rock oyster)
Lineage: Eukaryota; Metazoa; Mollusca; Bivalvia; Ostreida; Ostreidae
Exons: 8
Coding region: 64-840 (258 amino acids)
Source: RefSeq, a predicted model, not a curated record